GAUCGACCUCGCAAGAGCCGCAUGGACGCCGGUGGCUCGUCGUCGCGCCUCGCCCGCCUCUCUGCGCGGCAAGAGAUGGAGGAGGACGUCGACCCGUACAGCCAAAGCAACCAGUGGAUCGAGACUACCGAGUACCACCGGCUCUCGCAGCUCGUGGCCGCCGAGAAGGAGGCCGAGGCCCGCGCUGCGUACGCGGUCCCUGCCUUUGUGCACGCCAAGCAGACGUGGCAGACGCCGCUGCACGUGCCAUUACCGAAGCGCAAGGUGGCAAACAUGGCGCUGCCCGAAGGCCUCAAGCCAAUGGCGCCGCCUAGCAACAAUAGCGCGCGGCCGAGCCAGCGGACACGCCGGCUCCAGGAGCACGGCCAGACAAGCGAGCAGCGAGCGAGCUUGGAGAAGCUCAAGGACGACAACCAGGAGCUGUAUGCGAAGCUCGUGGCGCGCUUUCGCCAGCGAACGCCGGCGGCCGGGAGCCCGGUCAAGGUCGGCAGCCUCGCGUCCGUGCACUGCAUCGAAGACGCGGUCCUGUACUUUCUCUGCGAGAAGCACCGGCGCAACGUCCUUUAUUUUUCCGUCGCCGACCCGGCGCGCGGCCGCCCGUACGACUUGACACCGGCGACGUCCGGAAGAGGCGAGCACUACCUCAUGUCGUCCAAGCACCUCGUGCAUUUCAAGCCGCAGGAGCCCGCCGAGUGCAUUCCGAUCGCCGAGUGGGUCUACCACAGUCGCAUGUUUGACCACUUGCUCCGGAGCAUCCCGCUCUUCCAGCAGCUCCUGCGGCGCCGGAUGUUUAUCCACUGGCGCCACUAUGUCCAACAGCGCAUCUACCGUAGCACACGGGCGUCGCUGCUGGGGCAGCUGCACUGCGGCCGACCCAUCUAUGCAUCCGCCCUGCGCGAAAUCCAAACACUCGGCCAUCGCAUCCAGUCGGAGCGCGCGCUCAGCCUCGGCGUCACCAAGUCGCCCAUGUCGCUGGCCGAGUGGCGCAGCGCGCAAGCGACCCAGUUCAAGGAGCUCGAGGCGCAGCUGAUUGAGGUUCGCGCGGGCGCCCACCACGCCUUGUUUGACCUCGUCGGCACCAUUCGCAGCGCAAUGACACCCGACACGACGCUCGCGGCGCUCAACGCGGCCGAUAAGGUUGAGAUGCGGCAAGCGUACCCAGGCUGGAAGUCGAUUCCGAUGGCGCACCUGAAAGCGGUGACGCGGGACCAGGCGCGCCAAGUGCAGCAAGCGCAGAAAGACCUGGUCGCGUUUCCCGCCUUUUUACGGCUGACGCAGUACAUCUUUGUACAGUCGCUUUACGCCAUGGUCAUUGCGUCAGUGACGCAUGUGGCCGCGCAGCUCACGCAACACGCGCCGAGCCGAUCGCUGACCGUCGCCGUGAGCUUUCUCCAAGAUGCCCAUGUACGGUUGACGCCAAGCGACGCGGACGUCCUUCGAUUUCUUCACGGCGCGAUCGAGUCGCUUACGACGCUUGCGAGUGGCUUUGCCUCGAGCCGGAGUGCGGCCGCGUACUUGAAGAGCGACGAAGUCGUCGGUCCGCAGUCGCCGCCACCGCGCCUGCCAGACGUUCUCCACGCCAACGCUGUGUUUACAAAGCUCGUUGUUGGCCUCGAAGGCAGUGUGCGCGACACGUUUGCGCGUGUCUCGCAGCAAGUCGAACAGUUCAACGGUCUGCGGCCCAUCUACACGGCGAUGCUGGCGCUCACGUUGCCGACAAUCGACGAGUCGACGUACUUGGCGCAGCUGCCGACGCUCUUGUCGGCCAUCUCCAAUCAAGUCGCGCAGCUGGAUGCGUGGCAGAGCCAGUGCCACCGCAUUCAGGCGAGCUGGGACGUGGGCUUUGUGGACGUGCACUGCCGCCACGUGCUCAGCGAAGUGCUCGAGCGCAUUACGGCGCAGCGCACGCAGGCCUUGGACGUGCUCUGUGAUGUGACGAGCCGGGGCGUGACGCACUGCAUGACGCACCUCAAGGACGCGAUUUUGCUGUUUGACGAGCGGCCGCAGCUCAUUUCCGGGUUUUGCCAGCAAAAGCGACAGACGCGUCUCGUGCUCGAGGCCGAGAUGACGCUCGUGAGCGAGAUGCGCCAAGUCGAUGACGCGUUUAGUACGCUCAAGGCGCUCGCGCCACCGAUGGCCGCGGGCCUGCAGAGCGCGUACAACAGCAUUCAUGCCACGUACGCCAAGUACAAUGUGAGUCUCCAAGCCAACCUCAAGUUUACCAAGUCGAUGCUGCCCCAAAUCGCCAAGCAAAUUCUCACCGUGCUCCAGCGCUACUCGGUGCAGUGCAAGAAGCUCUUGGUCGCGCUGGAAGCCAACGGGACGUACGUGCACAGCCCAGCAAGCAACAUGGACUUUGACGCGAAAAAGUUUACGCUCCAAGAGAUCAAGACGGAGCUCGACAAGGUCCAAGAAGCCUCGGACCAGUACUGCGACUAUCAAAACGUCAUGGGCAUGAAGGUGACGCCAAUCGCGCUUCUCGAAACGACAAGCAGUCUCUACGUCGACGUGCACGAGGUGUGGGACGUCAGCCAUGCGUGGAAGCAAGCGUAUGCAAGCAUGCUCCAGGCCAAAUUUGUGUCGCAGCCGUGGGCGAGUACGUACAACUCUCAUCGUUCUGCUGUCAGUAGUGCGCAACAGGUGCAUUGCCGGUUUGAGAACCGGAUUUUCGUCAGCGUCCAAGCCGAAAUGACCGCCGUGCUCGCCCAGUUGCCGCUGCUCGUCGAGCUCGGUGCCGAGUACAUCAAGGAGUCGCACUGGGCGCAGAUCUUCAAGGUCCUCGACACGACUGCGCUGCACGUGCCGAGCCUGACGCUCCAGCAGCUCGAUGACGCGCUAUUGUGGCGCCACGCUGAGAAGCUGUCGCAGAUUGCCUACCACGCGCGCAUUGACGCCGAGACGGAGGCGACGCUGGAGGCGAUGAAAGCGCGCUGGGCCAUCACGGAGCUGCCGUGCGCGGACGCCGAGCUCGACCCGCUUGUCGUCGGGGACCUGUUGCUGGCGUUGGACGACGACCUCGUUCAAGUGCAGGUGCUUUUGCAGCGCACGUCCCAGCCGUCGCUCUACGCAUCUCUCUCGGUCUGGAGCGACGAGAUCAACUACAUUCAAGACACGUUGGAGCUUUGGCUUGCGACGCAGACCGACUGGCUGCAACUCGACCGCCUCUUUGCGCUGCCCGACGUCCAGGCCAAUGUCCGACAUGCCAAUGUCGAGUUUCAAACCGUGAGCCGCAAGUGGCGCGGGAUGAUGAAAGGCGUCCGGUCGACCACGUCGCUCCAGCAGUGCGUGCGCGAAGUCACCAACCGCGCCUUCUUGAGCGAAACCAAGCAGCUCUUUGAACGGCUCUGGAAGCAACUCGCAUACUUUUUACAAGACAAGCGGCGCGCGUUUCCGCGUCUCAACUUUGUCUCGGACCGCCAACUGCUGGCGAUCAUGGCCGGCACGACCGAGAGCCUUCGGGACCCGAGCGACGGAACCUGCCGCCACGUGAGCAGCGUGCUGCGUGUUUGCUUUGAGCACAUCGUCGAGGCGACGGUAAAAGUUCGGGUGAUGGCGCUCGGGAGUCUCCUCGGAAGCACCUUGAGCGCCGUCGAGCUACCGACGGGCCUCGACUCUGUGGCCUCCGUGCCGUCUCUGGACGUUCCCGACGCCGAGCGCUAUGCCAUGGACAUUCUCACCGUCGGCGGCAAGUACAGCGAAGUCUUGCACCUCGAGAGUCCGAUCACCGUGACCCAACGCCCCGAACUCUGGAUGCAGGAUGUGCAAAAAGCACUGCAUCGAUCGCUUCGAGAUUGCGUGCGCGAUGUCGUGUCGGAAGAUGCAAGCAGCGCAGUGCUGCAGCUGUACAUUGACGGCGACAACUGCGCGGAUAUGACGCGCCGUAUCAAGCACAUGGAGCACGUCGUUGGCAACUGGCCCCUGCAAGUGCUUUUGCUCGCGUUUCGCAUUUACUUUACAGGCGACUGCAGCCAAGUGCUCACGGGCGACACUGCGUAUACGAUGGUGCUCCAGCAACAACUCUACCGCGCGACCGAGUGGGUGGCGGCGCUCAAGACCGCGACAUCCGACAAGCAGCGACAUGCGUGCAGCACCAUGGCGCUGUGCUGCUUCAACCACGCCGAGCUCCUUCGGCGGCUACAUGGGACCCCCCACGCAGCGUUCGAGUGGAGUCAACAGCGCCAAUACCGCUGGGGACACGAGAGCCAGACGGUGCUCGUCACGCACGGCCUCAAAACCUACGAAUACGGAUUCGAAUACCUCGGUCCGCACGCGACGAUUGCGCUCACGCCACUAACCGAGCGCAUCAUGUGGAGCGUCUCGAUGGCGUUUCGAUUGCACGCCGGCGGCCUCGUGCACGGCGAGACGGGCGUGAGCAAGCAGGCCGCGAUCCGGGAGCUCGUUGCGAGCCUGGGCUCGCUUCUCGUCACCUACGACUGCUCGAUCCAGCUCUCCGAGAUGCAGUUCCACCGCGUCUUGAGCGGCCUCAUGCCCUGCCAAGCGUACGCGCUCAUCGUUGGGCUCGGUGCUGUCGACGACGCUUCGGCCAUCGGCCGCUUCCUCCACGAGCUCCGGCGGCUUCAGCACGCCCUCAAGACGCACAAGGACAAGAUUUUGUUGGAGUCAUCGCACGUACCAUUGCACUCGCACGACCGAUCGAGCAUCAACUUUGGCAUCGUGUGCAAACUCACGCUGUCGACGCCGGCCAUUACGCCUCUGAUCGAGCGCUGCGCGCGCGCCUUUUUGCCCAUCACGGCGUCGUUCGAGAUGCUGGACGCAGUCGUUCUGGCGCGACUCUACUUGUCGGCAGCCGGGUUCCUGCACGUCGAGUCGCUGGCGACAACGCUGCAUGCCUUUUUCUUGACGAGCGAAGCGAUCGCGGGCGGCGACCGCGUGACCGUGCGCAUGAUCAAGAAGAUCGUCGACCUCGCCAAAGCCUACGUCGGCGACAACAUCGACGAAGGGCAUGCGGUCGCGUGGGCCAUCCAGCGGGCGAUGGGGGCGCGUGUCGCGCCGAGUUUGAAGCGGUCGUUUCUGCUGCAGCUUCGCGAGUGCUUUCCAUCGUAUCGCGACGUCGAGCUCGAUAUUACGCGAACGCAAGUGCGCAUUCAAGACGCGAUCGCAGCGGCGCACUUGGUGCAAACGCCGCUCCUCAGUCGCAAAGUCCAUGACCUCCACCAUCUCUGCGGCCACCACGUUGUCAACAUCAUCACGGGCGCUGUCGGCACGGGCAAGUCGACGAUCGUGCACGUCUUGUCGACUGUCCGCCGUGCAUUUAGCGAGUCGGAGCCGUGGGAUCGCGGGCGUUGCUACCGCAUCGCAUCGGCUACGCUUCGCACGACCGAAUUUUACGGCCAUUUUGCACCCGAGACCAACGAGUGGGUCGACGGGAUCGUGACACGCUUUGUGCAUCUCGUGUCGGCGCCCGAAGCGCGGCCACCGGGUGCGGUUCCGUGGCUGAUCUUUGACGGCGACGUGACAACUGCGUGCAUUGAGCCGCUCUACGCCAUCUCGGACGAGACGCCGUACGUGCACUUGCCGAAUGGCGAGCGCCUCAACACGUCGCUUAUCAAGCUCUUUUUCGAAGCCUCGUCGCUCAAGUGCUGGUCCCCGGCGGCCCUCGAUCGGUUUGGCGUCCUGAGCGUCCCGAGCGACGCCGUGCCGUACACGGUGCAUGUGAAAGCGUGGCUUUUGCGGCAUAGCUUGCCGCCGUCGUCGUCGCGCCACGUCGAUGCGGCCAAGGGAUGUGCGCAGCUGCUGCGGUCGCACCUCCCGUCGCUUCUGCAGGUCGGCCGCCAGCAUUGGCAAGCGCACGUCCCGUUCCACGCGCCCACGUUGGUUCAGAAGCUGCUCGAGAUCGUCGACAGCUUCUUCCACGACGCGCCGUCGAUCGCCAAGGACGUCGUACUCAUCUACCUUGUCGCGUGUACGUGGAGCAUCGGCGCGUACAUUGACGUGGACGCCCGACCUCUCUUUCAUGACACGCUGUUGACUGUCGCACCCGAGCUCGCGCACCACCGCCUCUUUGCGACCGGCCGCACCAUCUUUGACGUGUACCUCGAGAACGACAAGGGCAAAGUGGCGCUCGUGACUUGGCAGAGCCAGAUGCCGCGCAUGGACUGGGCCAGCUUGAGUCACCACCGUUUUGUGUUUGUACCCAAUGAAACGACGCUGCGCACCGAGCACGUGAUCGAAUUCUUUGCGUCGGCAAAGCGCCACGCGCUUGUGCUUGGUGCAAGUGGCGUCGGCAAGUCGGCGUCGGCGCAGCGGUCCCUGACGCAACUCGGGAAGCGCGGUUGCGUCGUCUCGCGGCUGUUCAUGGAGCCCUGCAUGGACGCCCAUGAGUUCCAGGAACGAGUGGUCGUCGGUUUGGAGCGCAAAAUGAAAGGGCUGUACGGACCGACGACGGGCAAGGCGGCCAUGGUGUACCUCGUCGACGAUCUGCAUUUGGGCUCGUUGGCAAGCCACGAGCAGCUGCGUCAAGUGCUCGACACCAACAGCGUCUACGACCGCCGGACGUUCGAUGUGAUGCAGCUCCAGCACUGCGCGUUCGUGGCGCUGCUGUCCGUCCCGACGUCGUCGUCGCUCUCGCUGCGUCUCCUUCGACAUUUCCACGUGGUGUGGCAGCCGCCUGUGCCGCCCCGCACGCUGCACCGCGUGUUUCGACCGCUGGCGACGUACAUGGCAGAACACUUUAGCACCAAGUACACGGCCGAGAUGGCGUGGCAUGCGCUCCAGCUGCCAUUACAGGUCCUAGAGCUCUUGGUGCAGGAGCCUCUGGACGCGCCGUUUGCGCGCUUCUCGCUCGGCGACCUCGUCCUUGUCUACUCGCACGUCCUGCGCGCCAGCCGCGCGAAUCUGGACGCCAAGCGCCACCUCGAGGGCCUCGUGUUCAACGUGACAAGUGUCGUCUUUGGCAGUCGCUGCACGCGCGGCGACGCCAGUUUCUUCCGGAAGCUCGUGCCGUCGGUUGCGACGACGCUCGACUAUGACGCUGUGAGCUACGUCGAUAGACCGCUCUAUGGCGACAAGACGGACGGCCUCGGGUACAUUCCGCUCACAUCCAAGGAGGCAGUCGGGCUCUUCAUCAAAGGCCACGAGAAGUUUCAGUGGCACCACCCGACGCUCGAGAGUCCGCUCGUCAAGCACCUCGCGCCGUUUCCAGAAGCGGUCGAGGCUAUGCUCGCCAUGCUUUUUGCACUGGGCGAUCUGCGCCAGCACCUGCUCCUGCUUGGGCCGCGUGGCGUCGGCAAGCGCACGUCGUUGGUCGUUGUUUGUGGUAUUCUCUCGUACAACUACCUCGAGAUGCGCCGCGGCCACGACGUUGACGCGCGCCUGCGCGAGGUACUCGUGCACGUUGGCACCCACAGCAAGCACACGGUGCUCUACAUUGCGAUGGACGAGCUCGACGCUCGCAGUACGCGGCUGAUUCUGACUCUGCUUCGGGACGGCGAUGUGCCACUGGACGAAUACUCGACCGAGAAUAUGGACGCGAUUGCAGACGGCAUGGCGCAGCUUCCAUCGCUCGCCAACACCAACCCGAGCAAAGCGCAGUGCUUGUCGCUCUACCGCGUUCAUUUGGCCACGUAUCUGCACUUGGCGCUCGCCACGCGAACCGAAGCCCGUUUGUCGACGCUGCUGGAGCAAACGAGUGGCCUCUUGGAUGCGUGUACGCUGCGGGUGUUUCCACCGUGGUCGCCUUCGGCGUUUUCUUCAAUCUACGAGUCAAUCAACGUCUUGCCAACGCUCCAGCCGGCCGUGUGGGCCAUCCACGCAGCUUAUGUGGAGCUCCGGCCGUCCGAGAGUGGGUCCCGCAACCCCGUGAGUCAGUUUAAAUCGUUUGUACUCGGCCUUUCGUCGUACCAUGUCGAACGCACCAAAGUCAUCCAGGAUACGCGCGUCUCGUAUAGUCAUGGGCUCAAGAUGAUGCAGCAGCACACGAGUACGAUCAAGGCCAUGGGGUCCAGUGAACGCAUCCUGGCAAAGAAACUACGGGCCCUCGAAACCAAGUCGGAGCAGCUCCAAGCACGGUACGACAAACUCGUGACGGCCGAGAACCAAGCCCGGGCUGUCCUGGACGCCAAGAACGAGGCGUACACGCGCAUGAAGCAGCAGCUCGAUCACGAACGGCUCUUGAUCCAAGCCGAGCUGGAUCAGACGGUGCCCGAGCUGCAGACCGCGAUCCAGUCGCUCAGUCGCAUCAAUAAGCUCCACAUCACCGAAAUGAAGUCGUUCACGUCCCCGCCCGACCUCGUGCGCCUCGUCAUGCAAGCCGUGUGUGUUUUGCUGGGUCUCGGGGCCGCGCCGACGUGGGAAGACGCGCUCUUCGUCUUGUGCGACAUGAAAUUCCUGGACCGACUUCGGUCGUUCGAUAAGGACAACAUUCCGGACGCGGUUAUAAAGAAGCUCGAGCGCGUGAUUCAACACCCCAAAUUCACCGAAGACGAGAUGAAGCGCGCGUCAAUUGCGUCGACGUCGCUCUGCCGGUGGGUGCUCGCCCUCGCGCGCUACCACCGCGUCAUGACGAUCGUCCGGCCCAAGCAAAACACACUGGACGCUGCCGAGCAUAACUUGGACCGCGUCCAGCGCGAAGUCGACGUUGUCCGCGCGACAUGGACGACGCACGUGACGGCCGCCAACCAAGUGCAGCUCGCGUGGCACGAGAACGAGGCGCUGCGCGGCCUCCUUCAGCACGAAUACGACGAAGUUGUCGCGCGGUUGGAGUCGCUCGAGCGGGUCAACAGUGCGUUCGAGAGCCUCAAGACCAUUUUGCGCAAAGAGAACCACCGAAUUCAGGCGCUCGACCGCGCCUCCCUCGGGGACUCGGUGCUGUUGACGGCCAUCUCGAGCUACAUUGGUGACGUGCCCCCGAGCGACCGGACGGAGCUUGUGACGCGAUGGCAGCAAGUACUUGUGGACGCCGGCGUCAUCUUUAGUGUCAACUUGCUGGCGGCUAUGAUGGGCGAAGGCGGCCUUCAGGAACUCCGCGCGACGUGCGCCAUUGCCGACGCCGGCAUCGCCAUGAACCUCUUUUACCUCCAGCGAUGGAAAGAGGCGCCCAAGUUGCAGCAUUUUUUGCUCAUCGAUCCGCACGGCAUUGCUGCCAACUGGAUCAAGACGGUUGAGCGGCUUUCGGUCGAAGCCGUCUCGGCCGACGACCCCAUGCUGCUCGCUCGGUUUGAAAUGUCGCCGCCCAACCCCAACUACAUUCUGGUCGUCGACCGCGUGGCGCAGUGCAAUGAAGGCAGUCUCUGGGCGUUUCUUCAACUCCUUCACCUCAAGAAGCUUCGCCAUCCCGUGUACUUUGUCGCCGACUGCAACUGCAGCGCUCGCUGGAGUACCGAGCUGCAAGAAGCGUUUACGACCAUUAGCUUUGAGCUGCGGUCGACCGAUUUGGAAGCCCACAUUGUCGCAGGGUUUUACGCCAAGUUCUUUCCCAGUGACGACAACCAGCUGCGAUUGCUUCAAGAAGCUUUGCACGACGACUUGCGACACCGGUCUGUGGCUCUUGACGGGCUCUUGCGGCAGCUCAGCAGCCCCGCCUUGCUGGUCAGCAACGACGAAAUCGCAAUGUUAUCGGGGCAAAUGGACGCGCUCACAAUGCUGAGUCGGUCGAUCGACACCAAGGAAGAAUCGAUCGCGGCUCUGGAAGCGGCGCGCAACCGCUUCUGCCCGCUUGGGCGGCGGGGGCGUGCGCUCUUGGAUGCCACCACCACGUUUGGCGGCAGCGUGCAAGCGUUCUGCGUGCUUGAGGACAGCAUCAAGCAGCUCGCCGAGGUCGAUGGAGAGAGCGCCGUCGACGACGUGGCGCACGAGGUGACGAUCGCGUACCUUCAAACGAUCCUGCACGGACUACCCGAGCACCAGCACGUGGCGUUCACAUUCUUCGUGGCGCUCUCGAUCGCUGCGGCCGAGCCGGGCGGCGACGACCUCGUGCCUCUUUGCUGGCGCGAGCUCCAGCGCAAGACGCGCCUCGGCGUCCCCGGCAUCCACUUGGCGAUCGACGUGUUUUGCGCGUCGCCGACCAUGACGCAUCAAGUGGCGACCGACGUUGUGCAGAUGGCCGUGCGCCACUGCUUGGCGAAGCAGCUCGCCGCGCUCGUCCGCCGCCCCAAGCCAGCGCUGACGAUGGCCAAUGUCUUGUCGGGCAAUGCGCGCUACGUCUUUCGCAAGGACGGCAGUCGACAUCCGCAUGAGAUUACGCGCCUCCUGCGCAACGUGCAAUCUCUCUUGGCGCUGCCGCUGUUUGCGCCGCUUCUCGACGACAUCGAUGCGCACCCGGCGGCGUAUGCUUCGUACAUGCAGGCGACGCCCCACUUUUUUCAAGACAUGCCGUGGACGCGCUUCAUGCAGCAGCUGCCCGCGGUUGCCAAGCUCCUCUUUAUUGUCCUAUCGCACGAUUUGAUUGUGCCCAACAUGAUGCAACAAGUCGUGAAUGGCUACGUGCCAGAAAUCAACUACGAGCUCCUCACGGUGCCCGCGAUGGUCCAGAUUACCGACGGCCACCGACCGAUUUUGCUGCAGUUUGAUGCUGACAGCGUUGUUCACCCGCUCUGGGUGCUCAUCGAGACGGCGCUGAGCCUCGGCAUCCGAGAUGCGGACAUUUGGUAUUUCUCACUGGCCGUGCCCGACGUCGUACCUGCUUGUCUCCGCGCGCUCAAGGACGCCUGUGUGCACGGCGGCUGGCUCAUCCUUCAGGACGUCGAUCGGCUCUCGGCGAGCGACCUCAUGGACCUUAACCGGCAGUUUGCACUCCUCUCGAACGGCGACCUCUCGAUCCACAGCGACUUUCGCCUCUGGCUGCUCGACGAAGCGCCGUCGUCGCUCCUCGCGCGACUUCCCAGCGCCAAGCUGCACACGUUCUUCUUCAACGUGGUGUUUACGCUCCAGAACCCGCUCGAGGCGAGCGUGCAACCCGUGCGGCAUGCGCUGCACCUCUUCCACGGGAUCGCACUCUCGGGCACGCGCGGUGUCCACGUCGCGUCGCCCUUCUACGCCCCCGUGACGCUCUACGAGCUCGAGAGGGCCGAGUUGCUCUUGGAAUGUGUCGGCGACAAGCCCGGGCUCUCGAGCGACGAGCUCGCGUUGCUGCUUGCGCCACUCUACCACGGCAAGAGCGUCGAUCCGAGUGUUCAUAAACAGUGGACGGCUCUCGCCCGGUACAUUUUUGAAUUUGGCACGUCGAGCGAGGCGCGGCCGGGCGACAAAAGCUUGUGGCUCAGUCGGCUCAAGGGCGGUUUGCGCCACCACGCCACCACGCGCGCCACCAAGGAGGGCAUGCGUCGGUCCUGCGAUGUGCUGUUACCGGUCGACACCAAGAUCUCGGCGGCGAUCAUGGGGCUUCCGCAGUCAUUGGAUGCAUAUUUCGAGACGCAGACGAUGCUCGCUGUCGCCUCGACGCUGACGCAGUCCCAAGCGCCGCCUGGCGACUGCAAGGCGCUCUUUGCAGCGACGUCCGUGGACGACCUCGCCGAAGCGUUGUUGCUGCAACUACCGCGCGACGCUGUCUUUACGCACUGCGACGCCCGCAGUACGUUUGGCGAGCGCAAGUGGCCUUCGCACUUGCACAAGGCUAUAUACAGUGAGCUCUUGGCAAUCGAAAGCUACUUUGGUCUGCUCCAGCGAGAGCUGCGCACGCUCUCGCCCGAAACGGCGCACGCGAUCGCUCACCAGCGCGUCCCGUCGUCCUGGCUGCGCGCAGGGUACGCUUGCCCGACGACGCUCGUGCGCUUUGUGGCCUGGGCGCAGUCGGCCGCGUCCUUCUACCUCGAGUUUCUGCAUACGCAGUGUGUGCCCACGUUGCAACUGCAGUUUCUGUCGCGUCCACGCGCGGUGCUCUUCACCCUCCUGGCCACCUGCCCCAAGCGCAUCGGCAUCUCGGAGCUGUGUUUUGCGGUCGUGCCUCCGUCCACAGCGCAUGCCACGAGCCUUCGCAGCCUCUUUGUGCGGAACGCGCGGUGGGAUGCCGUCAAGCAAAUGCUGAGUGAGCUGGCCAACGACGACGGGCUCAUCCAAGGCGGCCUCUCGCUGCAAAUCGCCGCCUGCCAAACGUCCGAUCUCCGAGGGUACUUUGCCUGCCCCGUGUACCCUUAUUACGCAACCAGCGGCGCUGGCCCGCCGCCGUCGACGAGUCUCUUCCAUCUCUACUUGCCGACGACCGAAGAAGCAACGCUGUUGGAAGCUAGAGGCGUCGCCAUCGUCCUCAACGAAGCCGAGUAAACCGUAAUUUCACCGUUCACACGGCGCGUUACUACAGUA
Saprolegnia diclina VS20 is the source of this 12255-nucleotide messenger RNA. RefSeq lists its product as hypothetical. Gene Ontology annotation, molecular function: dynein intermediate chain binding; ATP binding; dynein light intermediate chain binding. The record is from RefSeq and is a predicted model, not a curated record. Gene Ontology annotation, cellular component: dynein complex. Gene Ontology annotation, biological process: microtubule-based movement. The coding region runs from base 22 to 12216 and encodes 4064 amino acids. NCBI's taxonomy places the organism in Eukaryota, Oomycota, Saprolegniomycetes, Saprolegniales, Saprolegniaceae. The transcript has 47 exons.